CAGGGGGCACGUGGUACUUCCGAUACGCACACCAGACCCAUGUGUACCUUCACGUGCUUGGUGAAUAUUUUGUCUGAUUGGUAACAAACAAAUGCUGUAAUUUCGGAGUGAAAUACAUAUUUUUUUAUUACUCUUGAGUGUGUGGAGAGUCCUUCAUCAUGCCGAAGCUGUUCAUCCUCUACGAGCACGCUGCAGGCUAUGCAGUGUUCGGCGUAAAAGAAUUCGAGGAAAUCGGUAUGCUCCUCCCCCAGGUGGAGGCAUCAGUGACCGAUCUGUCUCGUUUCAACGCCAUCGUGAAGUUAACUGGCUUCUCUCCCUUCAAAACCGCCCUCGCAGCGUUAGAAAGCAUCAACAGCAUCUCCGAGGGCAUAGUCCCCGAGGACCUGAAGCUCUUCCUGGACACCUGCAUUCCUAAAUCCGAGAAGAAAUCCAAGUACGUCCUUGGAGUCUCUGACCCAAAGCUCGGUGCCAGUAUAACCGAGGCCCUGAACAUAAAAUGUGACCACACAGGGGCAGUUCCUGAGAUAAUUCGAGGGAUUCGUUUCCACUUCCACCACUUGGUGAAGGGCCUGACAGCCCAGACAUCCGGGGUCGCCCAAUUGGGACUUGGCCACAGCUACUCUCGAGCUAAAGUCAAAUUCAACGUCAAUCGUGUCGACAACAUGAUAAUUCAGAGUAUCGCCCUUUUGGAUCAACUGGACAAGGACGUCAACACCUUCAGCAUGAGGAUCCGUGAGUGGUACAGCUAUCACUUCCCAGAGCUCGUUAAAAUUAUCCCUGAGAAUUACACCUACGCUAAAGCCGUGAAACUGAUAAAAGACCGGAAGGAAUUGAACGAGGACAAAUUGGAGGCUCUCGAGGAGAUUGUGAUGGACAGUGGAAGGGCCCAGGCGAUCAUAGCAGCCUCGAAAACGUCCAUGGGAAUGGAUAUAUCGGCCGUGGAUCUCCUGAACAUCGAUAUGUUCGCUGGGCGAGUGAUUGCCCUUGCUGACUAUCGAAAACAGCUGGCUGAGUACCUCAGAACGAAGAUGAGUGGAGUGGCACCAAAUCUGGCGACUCUGAUUGGAGAUCAGGUUGGAGCUCGACUGAUUGCACACGCUGGAUCGUUGACGAAUCUAGCAAAAUAUCCGGCGUCCACUGUGCAGAUAUUGGGGGCGGAGAAGGCGCUGUUCAGGGCUCUCAAGACCAAGGGAAACACUCCGAAAUAUGGACUCCUCUUUCACUCCACUUUCAUUGGCAGAGCGGGGACGAAGAACAAGGGUAGGAUAUCCAGGUAUCUUGCGAAUAAAUGCUCGAUUGCAUCGAGAAUCGAUUGCUUCACGGAUAUUCCGACGACUGUGUUUGGGGAGAAACUCAGACAACAGGUGGAGGACAGACUCAAGUUUUACGAAACUGGGGAUAUUCCGAAGAAGAAUAUCGAUGUUAUGAAGGAGGCACUGGAGGAAGCUGCAAUUAUUGUCGGGGCAGAGGAGGAGAAGACUGCAGAGGCUGAUGAGUCCAUCAAGAAGAAGAAGAAGAAGGCGAAGAAGAGGAAGAAUGAGGAGACAAAUGGAGAGGUUAAUGGCGAGGCAAACGGGGCUGGAGAGGCAAAUGGAGAGGUUGAGGCCAAUGGUGAGGCGGACGGCGCACCUCCCAAGAAGAAAAAGAAGAAAAAGUCCAAGAGCAUUACUGAGUAAUUUUUUUUUCCUUCGUGGGGAGUUGAUUGAGGUUUUAUAAAAUUCGUGGUUAUUUUUUUUUGCGAUAAAAAAAUUGUCUUUCGUGGUAUUUCUUGACUUUAUUAAUACAAUAGACAGACCUUGACAGGCAAGUGGAAAACAAGACUUCAAUUAUUCCUUCGAUUCCGGUAAAAAAUAUAGUUUGUAAUUAUAACUUUUUUCUCGCUCCGAGGUUGGGGGAGAUUUAAUAAAUAAAUAAUAAACAGUUAAUCAGAUUUUUUUUUUAUUAUUCUACGAGAAAAGUGAAUGUUCUGGAGUUCAGGGUGAAAAUAAAAUGAAACGACAUUUAACACCAGCACCAAUGAGCAUUUUUAAUGAGAAAAAAAAAAUAAAAACUAUCGACAACAUAACUACAACCAUAAAAUUGAAUACAAUGAUAUAAACAGAAUGUCUUCAUCAAUUGAUACGAAAAAAUAAAAUUCCUUUAAUGAUUA
Diachasmimorpha longicaudata is the source of this 2149-nucleotide messenger RNA. RefSeq names its product nucleolar protein 56 (gene Nop56). The record is from RefSeq and is a predicted model, not a curated record. NCBI's taxonomy places the organism in Eukaryota, Metazoa, Arthropoda, Insecta, Hymenoptera, Braconidae. Gene Ontology annotation, molecular function: snoRNA binding. Bases 159 to 1676 code for a protein of 505 amino acids. Gene Ontology annotation, cellular component: small-subunit processome; box C/D methylation guide snoRNP complex. The transcript has 2 exons.